Amoebophrya sp. A25 is the source of this 5001-nucleotide messenger RNA. Lineage: Eukaryota; Dinophyceae; Syndiniales; Amoebophryaceae. The record is from the annotation of a GenBank genome assembly.
AUGACGCAGUCACCUACACCGGAACCAUUGUCGGGAUGGAGCGACGAGGCGAAGUCGACAGUGCCGUCGGAGACGCACUACCUGUCGGACGGGACCGAGUCGUUUCGGUCUGCGGAUGACGAGUCUGUGCCGCGGGGUCGAAACAGCUUUGCCUCCAUCCCGCCUGGACGAGACUCCUUUGCCUCAAUACCACCUGGCGCUUACAAGAGCGUCGGAGGGAAGCUGUAUGACAACGCGGAAGCAGAUCAGGACGUCCCAUCUUCGGGCGACUCGGAGAUUCUCCCAUCCUCGGGAGUCGAAGAGCUACCUGAGCAGUCUACAUCACGCAGUGCAGACGAGAAAAAUGAAAGUAGUACUCACUCAGGCGUCGAUCUGCAACGAGCAGCAUCUGCGUCUUCAUCUUCUUCAAGCGGUGUCGAGAGUCGACAAGACUCAGGAGGUUUUCGUGUGGCCUCCGCCACGAGCAAGCAGGGCAGAGGGAAGAAGCGAUCAGAAAAUAAUCAGCAGCAGAACUCGUCUGGUCCGUCGUCAAAUCAGGAGAGCGUUGCUGACGACGCACCCCCCGUUCCCUAUCCUAGAAAAAGUACGGGAAAUGAGCCGAACUCCUCCUUGGAAGAGGCACGUCCUGACAGUCACACAAAUCCAGAGUUGGCUGAUGUGCCGAGCAGCGUAGAACCAAAUGGACUCAACGUUGAGGCGCAAGAAGUGGCGGCUUCGCCCGAAGAUGUUAACGUUCUUGGAGAAGUUACGGUUCGCUUACCGAGUUCGAGUGCAAGUCAGCCUCCGUCGGCAAAUGGCACAAAUUCAGGCGCUGAUAGGAAGACAAACGGCUGGAAUCCCAGCAGCAAGAUAAGCAAAAAUAGUUCCAGUCCGACACCUAGUAGUUCACCAAACUCGCAGAGUCCGCAAGACACAAUAGGUGGAACGAAUACCGGUAAAGGGCACCAGAGCGCGGCAGCGAAGCGCCGUGCCAGGAAAAACAAGAGUAAGGAUGCAGCACAGGCAGCGCGUGUUGAACAGCAAGAGCCCUCUCAAGAGGUGUUUGAGGAAAACGCAAGUCGACGCUUCGCCGGAGUAGAAGAAGACACUGGAGAUAAGGCGACUGCAGACGAUGAGAAAGGCCUGCCCGAUGGUGACCACGGGAACCAGCCACCUAGCGAAAAAACAAUACCAGCAGGUGCCAGCGCCUCGAAAUCGAGUGUCGAAGAUCCGAGGCCCGAAAGUUCAUCAUCACUAAAACCAGACAAGAAUGAGAGUAGAGACCCGCCGAAGGAAGUCGAGCACGCAGCUUCGCCAAUACCUGUAAACGAGACUCCCAAGAGUGCCAGCGUUAGCCCGAGAGCAACUUCCAGUAGUCCUCCAAGCUCUGGCAAGCGUGCGCGGAAAAAAAUGGUUGUUGGUGUAGUGACGCCGCGAACUGAAGACGAAGAAACGAAGCCAGAUAGCUCCUUGAGGAGCAAACCGAAGAUAGAACCCGGCCAGCAAGUAGAGAAGCUUACUCCAUCAUCUUCCUCCGGUGCUGCCAACGGACCGUCUUCAAGAACAGGUGACCACUUUUGGCAGAAACAACAAGCAUGGCACGACCCCAAAGGAGAGUGGGAUCGUACUGAUGUUCCCACAGCGGGGGAGGUCUUCGUCGAUGAACAGCGAAUACUAGGGGCUGGAGGAUUCGACUUCCAUUCCGAUGAUAGUGGCAGUGACAUUCUAGUGGCCAUGCCUGCUAGAAGUCACGACACCUUGGGCGAGGACGACUUUGUCGGUGAUAUCAUCCAACGGGUGAGCAGUCCGUCGGCGUGGGGCGACUCAGUUUCUCCGGGCGAGCAGAGCGUGGAGGACGCAUUGGUAGGUACGAGUGCUAGUAAAGCAGGUCCUCCAGCCGCUCCUGCUUCUGGAGGAGGUGUAAAGGGGAGCAAGGGCGCAUCGAGUCCAUCAUCAAGUCCAAAGCGAUCGCCAGUAUCGAGCGAUCCUGUAGCCGAGACAAAACCUUCUGACGAGGGCAGAAACGCACCAAUGUCGGGCACCAGCUCUGCGUCUGGUGGUAAGGGACCACUGUCGCGGACUGGUUCUGCCACCGGCGGCCCGCUGACGUGGGCACAGCGGAUCUGGAAGCAGGGCGCCGGUAAGUAUGACCGGGAGACGGAUGACAAUCCAUUGUGGUUCAAGCACCGCAACCACGUCUUCGUCUUCACGUUCUCAGGGAAACCGGUCUACACGAGGUACGGCAACGACGAGGAAGUGUCGCAAUUCGGCGUUUUGCAAGUGAUCGCAAGCAAAAUGGCGGCUUUUUUCCACGCAUCGAAUGGGAAAGACGUGCUGCGCAGUAUCACAACUGCACAGCGCCGCUUCGUCUUUCUGGAGAAAGGACCUUUGAUUCUGGUUUGCAUCACGGCGCACUUGAAUUUGGCGCACGCAGCGUUGGAGAUUCUGCUCUCAAGGGUGUAUCGCCAAUUCGUGACCAUCGUGACCAGUGAAGUCGAGCGUCAGCUGUUGCAAAGACCAAACCUUGAUAUACGGAAUCUCCUUUCGGGGACGCAGCACGUGAUCGGGAAUCUAGUACGCUGGAGCUUCAACGACAUGCUUUUACAGGUAGAGGGGGUGGAGUCGUUGCCUCUGGACCCGGCGCAUCGCAAUGUCUGUAUAGAGGCAUUGCGAUCAACACGCAUCCCAAACUUGCUCCUCGCCUUUAUCAUCGCUGGCCACCGGGUCGUCGCGCUCGUAUCGAACAAGCAAACGAAAGCGGUAAAGAUCACAGGAGUUCUACUUAGUUUCACGAUACUCACAUCAUUGACAUGAAAGAAAUGGCAUCGACAUUUCACUCGUCUCCCCGACACUGCCUCGUCUAUCACAUGUCGACUCACGUAAAGAUAAAGAACGUAAGAUGACGUAUUUCUAUUUUAUCAAUCUUUCUACCUAUAAAAAUACCACAUCAGACCUACCAAGUAGGAGACCUAGUGUGCGUGAUCAACUAUAUAUUAUCGUCGAACUCGUUACGCGGAACGGAAUCGUGGACUCCGAUUUGUUUACCAAGUAUUUCGGACCGAGCGUUCACGUAUGCAUACAUUGGUUACAUAGCGGGAACCGAUGUCUGUCAGGUACUGAAAAUUACAGCGUAGGGGAUAUCUGCAUACUCUUUGUUAAAGUACGUCUCGGCUGUCCGUGGCAUUGGAGGAUAAAAUUUUUUUUGCCAAGGCUUGUGCACGUGAUUAUGACUGUAAUUUCCUGCUGUGCAGAGUUUGCAGAGUGUGAUUGGUGUCGGCUUUCUUCAUUAUCUCGUCAUCCAUGGCACAACAACAACGUUACACAUGUGAUUAGGUUUUUUUCUCGUACGACAAUGCGGGGCAGCAAUUUAUGGAAAUUAGUAAAGGGGCGCGACGAAUCACACAGCAACUGAAAGAUACACAUGUGCUAGACGCGAUACAGGAUGCCAUGGGUGGAUGUCCGGUGCCUGUCAGAUAUACGGGUGUGAAGCGGGUUCCCUAUCUGAGCAACAGUUUUCAGGGACAGUUGGCCUGGCUCCUUGAUGAUAUUAUCCAUGGCUGUUACUACCUCGAGGUAUAAUUUCUAAUUUUUUCUCACCUUGAUGCCCAAACUUUCCUUCUGUUUCGUUAACUAUACUAAGCUUAUGCGAGCUCGUCUUUGCCUUUCUCUUUACUAGCUCCAUACGAGUGUUGAGGGUGAGCGCCGCGUCUUUGGUUCUAUUCCUCGUGCUUAACAUCCCCUUCAAGCUCAAAAAUCAUCUAUAACAGGGACAACCUUGGAGCACUUGUCUUACAUUCAUUUUCCAGGUGGAAAGUCAGGCGCGCCCUACUAUCUUUUGUGCCGUCGUGUAUUACUACUAAUAUGCUAGCUAACUAGGUAGCGUCGAUUGUGUGCUUGACUACUGGGAACAAGCAGCGCCAUCAGCCAUUUCAUACACUAUCAUGACCCAGCUGACUUGUUAGAAAUUUAGCCUGCUUCCAUCGUAUUCGUAUCAAUACAAACACCACCACAGGGGUCGCAGCAGUAUUUUACGAGUGCCGUGCGCGUUGGUUACGACCCAAAAUAUAUCUUCCGGAAUUACAGCAAGUGCCGGGAAUUGAUGACGCAUUGCUCCUUGCCAAGCCAGAUUUGCGUUGCUACCGAUAACGAGUGCUUCUAUGUUUGGUUGCAGAGUGAAUUCUGCAUGUACCUUACCGUUCCUCGAGGCAUUAGCACGUCCGUGAUCGGACAGUUUUAUCAGUGGGUGCAAGCGCAAGAGAUGUUUCUAUUCCUAGGAAACACUCCUACUUGGUAAAAUCUCGUGCUGCCUCCUUGGACGACUACGAAGCUGAUUCUCAGGGUUUAGAGUGAGCUUCGAAUACCACUAAGUUCUGAACUGGCGACCGUGUAUCUUUAAUCCUUGUUCUAUUCAUUGUCUAUAACGAUAUCAAUGACUACUUCAGCAGAUUGAAUACUAACGUAGCUGACGUUUUUUCAUCCUUGUUUCAGAAUUAGCUAGUACUUCGUGGUAGCCAUAGAAGACUCUACUAGUUCAUCAUCCUUCUAUUUGUCUGUAUCAUUUCGUAGAAGAGGGCGAUCAGUUUGAUAUUUCUUAUCCAAAGUGAAAGAAUUCCACAAUAUGUGAUAUUGUGGUUGGUUCCUUAUCUUCGAGAUUGACAAUUUAUUGGGGAUAAUCUGACUCAAUAGAAAUAGAAUUCAGUGAAAGUCGUGUAUUCAGUGAGACUGAAGAGGAACUGACUCCGCUUAACACCGUCGAACCCAUACUUCAAACUCUAUAUCUACUACCAUUCGUGCCACGUCCGCGUUGAAAUUUGUCCAGACUCACAACUCCUGCUCCCUUUACCCCUCUUUGUCACCACGUCCUGUCCGAUAGUGCUAGGACUCUACGUGCCUCCACCUCCUCCACCUGUAGCUACACUGUUGUGUAUCAACCUCAAAACUGAGGCGUCUCGAAUUCAAGGUAGUUUGGCCUGGUUGAUAGCGAUACUAAGGAAGCAUCGUCAGAUGAGCCGCAGAUCACAU